Molecule: messenger RNA, 3348 nt
Organism: Diutina rugosa
Lineage: Eukaryota; Fungi; Ascomycota; Pichiomycetes; Serinales; Debaryomycetaceae
Product: phosphatidylinositol-3-/phosphoinositide 5-phosphatase
Exons: 1
Coding region: 1-3348 (1115 amino acids)
Biological process (GO): phosphatidylinositol dephosphorylation
Cellular component (GO): cytoplasm; membrane
Molecular function (GO): phosphatidylinositol-3,5-bisphosphate 5-phosphatase activity; phosphatidylinositol-4,5-bisphosphate 5-phosphatase activity
Source: RefSeq, a predicted model, not a curated record
AUGAAAGUGCUCUACCAGAAGCAGCCACGGGCGCUAGCACUUUCGGGCGACAGCCACGGGUUAGUGAUCCGAGCAGUGGACAACGCCCGCGACUCCACUCAGCCAGUGGUAGUGGUGGACGUCGUCCCCAAUUCCCAGAUCACUAAGGACCAAGGGUGGAGGCCGCUUCUGAGACACGAGGUCUAUGGCUGUUUGGGGCUUAUCCAAGUCGAGGAUGAGAUCUUCAUGGCCGUGGUUACCGGUGCCAUAAAGGGAGUGGCUCUGCCUGUCCCCUAUGAGACGGUGGACCGCAUCUACCUGGUGGAGUUUGCCUGUGUCACCAACGAUAAAUGGGACUUUUGGGACAUCGCCACCGGUGGUGCCACCACUGGGUCCAACAGUGCCAACGACGUCAUCGACCACCCAUGUUCUGAUAUGCAAAAGCUUUUGAGUAAUGGUCUGUUCUACUUUUCCAAUGACUUUGACUUGACACUGAGGCUUCAGACUCGGGGGAUCGACAAGACAAAAUUCCACCUGAAACUGGAACACCCUGCUAAUUCUAUGACCACAACGAUGGCCCCUGAUUUCAUGUGGAACCAUUUCAUGAUGAAGGAGCUUCUCAAGUUCCGCGGCAAUAUGGACGAAGACACUCAGCAAAUUCUCAGUGAUAACCGCUUCCUCACUCUGGCCAUCAGAGGGUUUGCUAAGACCGUGAGACUGAGUGGGAUCACCAUGACCAUCAUCUCCAAGCAGCUGUGGCGUCGUGCCGGUACUCGGUUCAAUGCUAGAGGUAUUGACGAUGCCGGUAACGUGGCCAACUUCGUCGAAACCGAAUACAUCAUGGCCUCAGACCAGCUGAUCUACUCCUACACACAAAUCCGGGGGUCGGUACCCGCAUUCUGGGAACAAGACUCGACGCUUAUCAACCCCAAGAUCACCGUGCAUCGCAGUGUGGAGGCGUCCCAGGGGGCUUUCAACCUGCACUUUGAAAAGAUCAUCGAUACCUACGGCAUCUGUCAUAUCGUCAACCUCUUAUCAUUCACUAAGCUGGCGGAAGUUCAAGUGCUGGAUCGAUUCCGCAAACUCCUCAAGCACUGCCUGCUCUUCGACGAGCUUGAGUACACUGAGUGGGAUUUCCACGCUGAAACCAAACAGCAAGGGUUUGCUGCUGCUACAAGAAUCCUUCCGUUACUUAAACAGCUGAUGAAACAGUUUGGCUGGUACGAAUGGGAUAUCCAUCUGGGUAAGACCAUCACCAGUCAGGACGGGAUUUUCCGUACUAACUGUCUUGAUUGCUUAGAUCGGACCAAUUUGAUCCAACAAGUGAUCCUGUUAGCGGUGGUUGAUGUCUUUUUGCGGGAGAUGGGGCUGCGCCACAGUGCCCAAGAAUUGCAACCGCGCCACAACAACUUGUGGGCCGACAAUGGUGAUGCUAUCUCGAUGAUCUAUACCGGGACCAACGCCUUGAAGCUGUCGUUUACUCGACUGGGGAAGAUGAACCUCGCUGGUGCUCUUUCUGAUGUCACCAAAUCGGUACUGAGAAUGUACCAAAACACGUUUGUUGAUGGUAAGCGGCAGCAGACGAUGGACACGAUGUUGGGGGUGGAUCGUAGCUCUCGCAAGGUGCGUAUCUACGACCCCAUGCUUGAGUUUGUCGCUGCCAAAUUGGACGGCGUCCUGUCUCGCUUUACCUCAUACCGUGACGUUAACAUUUUCACUGGUACCUAUAAUUUGAAUGGUAAAGAACCUGAAAGGGCCGACCUUCGAGCUUGGCUUUUUCCUCCCGAACAAGCAGGGGUGGAACCAGAGAUCUACGGGAUUGGGUUACAAGAAAUCAUUGAGCUUAACGCUGGUGUCGUCUUCAGCGGUGAUAAUGUCCGGGCGGCCAAAUGGGCGCGGAUUAUCGGCGACCAGUUAGGUUCGAAGUACGUGUUGCUUCGUACGGAACUGAUUGCGCUGAUGGCGAUUUUCUUAUUUGUCAAACAGCUGGAAGUGGACCAAGUGACUCAAGUCGCCGGUGGCUCCAAGAAGACCGGUUUGGGCGGGAUGACCGCUAAUAAAGGUGGCUGUGCCGUCCGGUUCAAGUACGGGGCGACACUGUUUGCCCUCUUAACAUCGCAUUUAGCCGCCGGUACUGCGGCGACUUUGGAACGGUAUAAUGAUUUCUUAACAAUUUUCAAAGGUCUUCGUUUCACCCGCAACUAUACCAUCUCCGACCAUGAUCAUAUCCUUUGGUUUGGUGAUCUUAACUACCGCAUUGACUUACCUAAUAUCGAGUGUCGUGGGUUAGUGGACGUUGGCGCCUGGGAUGAAUUAAUCAGAGAAGAUCAGCUUUGUCGAGAAAUGGCUCAUAAGGGGGCGUUCUACGGGUUCCUGGAAGGGCAAAUCAAGUUCUUCCCUACCUACAAGUUCGAUAAGGGGACGAGCAACUACGAUACUCUGGAGAAGCAGCGAGUACCAUCGUGGACCGAUAGAGUACUCUGGCUCUCCCCCAAAAAGUAUGGCAAGAAGCAUGACAUUGAAAACACUUUCUACAAUCUGGUGAUGGAUAUCUUUAUCAGUGACCACAAACCAGUGUAUGGUGGUUUCAAAGUCCGCUGUGCGUUCAUCGACGACAAGGUCAAACUGGAAUUGCGCAAGAAAUAUACUUCCGAAUGGAAGCUGUCGCAUGCUCCUAUCGGUGUGCAAGAUUUGGUCGAUUUCGGCGGUGCCUCCGACCUGGCCCUGGUCUCAUCGCAAUUCACUAACGAUGCCCUAAUGGACAUGAACUUACCGAUAAAUUCUGCCACUACCAGUCCCGGACCGCCGCCGCCGCCGCCCCGUCAAGUGGGGCUGGCACCAGUGCGCAAGCUUCCUCCCGAUUUGCUCUCGGUAACGCCGUUGUCGCCGGCUCGGUCGCCAGCACGCUCGCUGUCGCCGCUUGCCACUAAUGCUCCCACUACCACCAACGCUUCUACCAAUACCGACACUGCCAACCCGCCGCCGCCACCUCCGCGUCGCCUUCCCCCUGCGGGCAGUGCUAUCCUCUUUAACAGUGCCCCACUUGUGCCGGCGAACUCGUCGCUGCCGUCUCCGAGACCACAAACCCCUACCGCUACCAAUACUGCUAGUGACAAGGCUACUACUGCUGCUACUGGUAGUCCCAAGGUAGUAUCGCCUCAGGAACCGGCCAAGGUGUCACCCAAGGCGCCGUUGAAGCCCAAGAAGCCCGACGCUCUUCAUGGCGAUAAGCUCCACAAGGAAGCUGAACCAACCGAGCAACCGGCGCUGACUAACGGCAACAAGACCCAGGCGCCGCCGCCGCCAGCUCCGCGCAACGCCGCACCACAGAAGACCAUGCUGGACUGGCAACCUUUAGUGCCAAAGUAA